Messenger RNA from Neurospora hispaniola, 1209 nucleotides. RefSeq names its product mitochondrial ketol-acid reductoisomerase. Lineage: Eukaryota; Fungi; Ascomycota; Sordariomycetes; Sordariales; Sordariaceae. Gene Ontology annotation, molecular function: ketol-acid reductoisomerase activity. The record is from RefSeq and is a predicted model, not a curated record. Gene Ontology annotation, biological process: L-valine biosynthetic process. Gene Ontology annotation, cellular component: mitochondrion. Bases 1 to 1209 code for a protein of 402 amino acids. The transcript is spliced from 5 exons.
AUGGCCGCCCGCAACUGCACCAAGGCUCUCCGCCCCCUGGCCCGCCAAUUGGCCACUCCCGCCGUCCAGCGCCGCACCUUCGUGGCUGCUGCCAGCGCUGUCCGCGCCUCCGUUGCCGUCAAGGCCGUUGCCGCUCCCGCCCGCCAGCAGGUCCGCGGUGUCAAGACCAUGGACUUCGCCGGCCACAAGGAGGAGGUUCACGAGCGCGCUGACUGGCCCGCUGAGAAGCUCCUUGACUACUUCAAGAACGACACCCUCGCUCUCAUCGGCUACGGCUCUCAGGGUCACGGCCAGGGUCUUAACCUCCGUGACAACGGCCUCAACGUCAUCGUCGGUGUCCGCAAGAACGGCAAGUCCUGGGAGGACGCCAUCCAGGAUGGCUGGGUUCCCGGCAAGAACCUCUUCGAUGUCGAUGAGGCCAUCUCCCGCGGUACCAUUGUCAUGAACCUCCUUUCCGAUGCCGCUCAGUCCGAGACCUGGCCCCACAUCAAGCCCCAGAUCACCAAGGGCAAGACCCUCUACUUCUCCCACGGUUUCUCCCCCGUCUUCAAGGAUCUCACCAAGGUCGAGGUCCCCACCGACGUUGACGUCAUCCUCGUCGCCCCCAAGGGCUCCGGCCGUACCGUCCGCUCCCUCUUCCGUGAGGGCCGUGGCAUCAACUCCUCUUUCGCUGUCUACCAGGACGUCACCGGCAAGGCUAAGGAGAAGGCCGUCGCUCUCGGUGUCGCCGUCGGCUCCGGCUACCUCUACGAGACCACCUUCGAGAAGGAGGUCUACUCUGACCUCUACGGUGAGCGUGGCUGCCUGAUGGGUGGUAUCCACGGCAUGUUCCUCGCCCAGUACGAGGUCCUCCGCGAGCGCGGCCACUCCCCCAGCGAGGCUUUCAACGAGACCGUUGAGGAGGCUACCCAGUCCCUCUACCCCCUCAUUGGUGCUCACGGCAUGGACUGGAUGUUCGACGCCUGCUCCACCACCGCCCGCCGUGGUGCUAUCGACUGGACUCCCAAGUUCAAGGACGCCCUUAAGCCCGUCUUCAACAACCUCUACGACUCCGUCAAGAACGGUGACGAGACCAGGCGCUCUCUCGAGUACAACUCUCAGCCCGAUUACCGUGAGCGUUACGAGGCUGAGCUCGACGAGAUCCGCAACCUCGAGAUCUGGCGCGCCGGCAAGGCCGUUCGCUCCCUCCGUCCCGAGAACCAGAAGUAA